This is a messenger RNA of Mesocricetus auratus (golden hamster), 2216 nucleotides long. RefSeq names its product ETS variant transcription factor 6 (gene Etv6). Lineage: Eukaryota; Metazoa; Chordata; Mammalia; Rodentia; Cricetidae. Gene Ontology annotation, cellular component: nucleus. Gene Ontology annotation, biological process: cell differentiation; regulation of transcription by RNA polymerase II. The coding region runs from base 253 to 1611 and encodes 452 amino acids. The record is from RefSeq and is a predicted model, not a curated record. Gene Ontology annotation, molecular function: sequence-specific DNA binding; DNA-binding transcription factor activity, RNA polymerase II-specific. The transcript has 8 exons.
CCCGGGUCGCCGCGCCGCGACCCGCACACCCCACGCCGUGCUCGCCGGCUCCCACGCCCCCGCGCCGCGCGCCCGAUCCGUGCGCUCCGAAGACCCCCCCUCCCCAGCCCCCGGGCGGCCGCCGCCGGCGAUGCUGCAAGAAACUUCUUAAAUGACCGCGUCCCGCUGCCCCGCCGAGCGUUUCUGGGUUGGGGAGAGGAAAGGAAAGUGGAAAAAAAACUGAGAACUUCCUGAUCCCUCUCGCUGUGAGACAUGUCUGAGACUCCUGCUCAGUGUAGCAUUAAGCAGGAACGAAUUUCAUACACACCUCCGGAGAGUCCAGUGGCGAGCUACGGUUCCUCGACUCCGCUUCAUGUCCCAGUGCCUGGCGCGCUCAGGAUGGAGGAAGACUCGAUUCACCUACCAGCGCACCUGCGCUUGCAGCCGAUUUACUGGAGCAGAGAUGACGUAGGCCAGUGGCUCAAGUGGGCAGAGAACGAAUUUUCCUUAAGACCCAUUGAGAGCAACACGUUCGAGAUGAACGGCAAGGCGCUCCUGCUACUGACCAAAGAGGAUUUCCGCUACCGAUCUCCUCAUUCAGGUGAUGUGCUCUAUGAACUCCUUCAGCAUAUUCUGAAGCAGAGGAAACCUCGAAUUCUCUUCUCGCCUUUCUUCCACCCUGGGAACUCUAUCCACACGAAGCCAGAGGUCCUGCUGCAUCAGAACCAUGAAGAAGAUAACUGUGUCCAGAGGACGCCCAGGCCGCCUGCAGAGAGUGUGCACCACAACCCUCCCACCAUUGAACUGUUACAUCGCCCUAGGUCACCCAUCACCACAAACCACAGGCCUUCUCCUGAUCCCGAGCAGCGGCCCCUGCGGUCCCCUCUGGACAACAUGAUCCGCCGCCUCUCUCCUGCUGAGAGGGCCCAGGGGCCAAGGCUCCAGCAGGAAAACAACCACCAGGAGUCCUACCCCCUGUCAGUGUCUCCUAUGGAGAAUAACCACUGCCCACCAGCCUCGGAGUCCAACCCGAAGCCCUCCAGCCCCUGGCAGGAGAGCCCGCGGGUGAUCCAGCUGAUGCCCAGCCCCAUUAUGCACCCCUUGAUCCUGAACCCCCGGCACUCGGUGGAUUUCAAGCAGUCCCGGCUCUCGGAAGAUGGAAUGCAUAGGGAAGGGAAGCCCAUCAACCUGUCUCAUCGGGAGGACCUCGCUUACAUGAACCACAUCAUGGUCUCCGUGUCCCCACCCGAAGAGCACGCCAUGCCCAUUGGGAGAAUAGCAGACUGUAGACUGCUUUGGGAUUACGUCUAUCAGUUGCUCUCUGACAGCCGGUACGAAAAUUUCAUCCGAUGGGAAGACAAGGAAUCCAAAAUAUUCCGGAUAGUGGAUCCCAACGGACUGGCUCGCCUGUGGGGAAACCAUAAGAACAGAACAAACAUGACCUAUGAGAAAAUGUCCAGAGCGCUGCGCCACUACUACAAACUAAACAUUAUCAGGAAGGAGCCCGGACAAAGGCUUUUGUUCAGGUUCAUGAAAACCCCAGAUGAAAUCAUGAGCGGCCGGACAGACCGUCUAGAGCACCUCGAGUCUCAGGAGCUGGAUGAGCAAGCGUACCAAGAGGACGAAUGCUAAGGGGACCCACCACAGCCUCACCGGCUGGCCAAGAGGAACCCGCCCACGGGGACUGCUGGAGGGGUGGUGGGCAGGCGAGCUGGGGAGGGCCAAGAAGGAAGAGGCCCAGGAAUGGCAGGAACACUUCUCUCGCAGACCGAGAGGGACCAGAGCACCUUAGACAAACCACCCAGCAAUGGCGGGGCUGGAAUUCUGGCGGAGGGCACAAGCCUGAGACUCACACGUCACAUUUGCUCCUCCUUUGGACCUCUUGUCUGUAACGCCUCACCCUGCCCCUGUUGUUAGUCUCAUGGUGUUUCUGGUUUUGUUUCUUUUGGGUUUUGUUUUGUUUUGUUUUUUGUUUUUAAGAACAUGCAAUUUGACUAUUCAUCAUUCAUACAGGGGAAGACAUCACAUGUUGUUUUCCUAUGGAAAUAUAUCUAUUAUAUAUAUUAUUUUUAUUUUUUAUUUUUUUGCAAAUCUCCCGAAGUACAGCCAGCUCUGCUGGUCAGGAAAGAGACUUGCAGAAGGGAUCAGGCCCCUCUUUUUCCUGCCACGCGGAUCAGGUUUGUCCUGUUGCAGUCGGGUCUUGGGCGAGAAGAACAAGAAAAGAUACUUGCAAAACA